Molecule: messenger RNA, 3857 nt
Organism: Podarcis raffonei (Aeolian wall lizard)
Lineage: Eukaryota; Metazoa; Chordata; Lepidosauria; Squamata; Lacertidae
Gene: RAVER2
Product: ribonucleoprotein, PTB binding 2
Exons: 14
Coding region: 217-2454 (745 amino acids)
Cellular component (GO): ribonucleoprotein complex; cytosol
Molecular function (GO): mRNA binding
Source: RefSeq, a predicted model, not a curated record
AGGCGGGCGAGACCGUCCUCCUCUCCUCUCUUUGUAUGCAGCGUGGCUGCUGGGUCCUGCGCGCGGGGUGGCUCCCAGCUCCCUCCUCCCCAGGCUCCCGCCCCCUGCCGCCGCCCCAGACCCAAGCCCAGCCCGCCCCGACUGGCUCUCUUCCCCCACUCACUGCCUCCACCCCCCGGGCGGUGUGAGAGCUGCGUUCGCGUCCGGGCCGGCAAGAUGGCGGCAUCGUCGGGGUCCAGCGGCGCCGAGCUGCCCGGGACUCUGGUGGAGUCGGAGGGCGCGGCGGCGGCGGGGACGCCUCGCGCUCUGGCCCCCGAGGAGAUCGCCCGCAGGCUGCGCGGAACCAGGCGGGAGCUGAGCAACAGGCGCAAGAUCCUGCUGAGGAACCUGCCCGCCGAGAGCAGCAGCCAGGAAAUCCAUAAUUUAUUAAAAGACUUUGAAUUGAAGUACUGUUAUGUGGACAAAAAUAAAAGAACAGCUUUUGUUACUUUACUGAAUGGAGAGCAGGCUCAGAAUGCAAUACGGUUGUUUCACCAAUACUCCCUUCGAGGGAAAGAAAUCUCAGUGCAGCUUCAGCCAACCGAUGCCCUGCUCUGCAUUACCAACUUACCACGCUCCUAUACAUUGCAAGAGUUUGAAGAGUUGGUGCGGCCCUAUGGCAAUGUUGAAAGACACUUUUUGAUUUAUAGUGAAAUCACUGGGUAUUCGAAGGGCUAUGGUUUUGUGGAAUACAUGAAAAAGGAUUCUGCAGCUAAAGCUAGGUUGGACCUUCUAGGGAAACAAGUAGGUGGGAAUGCCCUUUUUGCUCAGUGGAUGGAUGUCAAUCAGUUAACUCCAGAACUCAUACAUUCAAAGUGCCUUUGUGUGGAAAACCUCCCUACAGACUACACAGAUGCAGAGGAUCUGAUGCAGACUUUUUCGUCGAAAUAUAACCCUGUGUUUUAUCAGCUUGCUCAGGAUGAAGAUAGCUCGGUUGAUGGCUUUGCAGUCGUUGAGUAUGAGACAGCAGAGCAGGCAGAGGAAGUCCAGCAAGGCACAGAUGGCUUGACUUUCAGAGAGAAGAGAGUGCAUGUAUCUUAUUGUGCUCCGGGAGCUCCAGGUCGUGGAACUCUUGCUACACUUAUAGCAGCACAACGCAUGAUGAGGAACAACAGAAAAGGUUUGCUUCCUGAACCAAAUGCAGUGCAGAUUAUGAAAAGCCUAAAUACCCCAGCGAUGUUACAAAUGUUGUUGCAACCCCAGUUACAUGGGUGUUCUAAUAAACUUGCAGUCCUUGGAGCUCCCAUGAGUGUGCCCCACCUUGUAAACCCAUCAAUCAACCCAGCCUUUUUGCAUUUCAACAAUGUUCAUCAGGGACCAGUUCUUGGAAAUGCAUCUAGUUUGCUGCUACAGAACCUUUCCAAUUUACAGCUGGCACAACUAGCGAAGCUUGAGAAUAUUCAGACAAAUAGUAAACCAGGCUUGCUUGGAGAGCCUCCAGGUGUGCUGCUUCAGACAAUGUUAGGAAUGGGUGCUGUGCCAUCAGUGACCACAGACAUGGGGAGUCACGGAGAAGCACGCAAUUUAUCUAAUCGGACUGCAGCUCAAACGCCGGUUGCAACAGGGAUUGGCAUGCUGCCAUUCUUUCCAAAUCAGCAUGUAUCUGGACAAGCAGUGCCAAGGCAAAACAACACGCAGGACAAGCUGUCAACCGCAGUAGGACUGACAGAAGGCACUGGCUCAGGGUCCCAGGGUUACCUGCAAAGCUUACCAAAUGUCGCUGCUGGAGGCCUACGGGCAGGACAUCUCAAGCAACAAGGCCAGGCAAAGAGCCCAGAUUUAAGCUUGGGGAGUUCUUCAAAAACCCAGACCUCUCUGCUUGGAGAACCUCCCAAGGAGAUCCAUCUGAGUACCAAUCCCUACUUGAACUUGGCAAGUGUGCUGCCUUCAGUCUGUCUUUCAGCAGCAAUUGCCAGCAAAGCCAGUAAUACUAAGCAGCAGGCUGGACUUUCAAAUAACUCACUCAGUGCUGCAGCUGCUCAGGGAACCACAGCGCAACAACCGGUGGAAAGCUAUUUUAACUAUUCACCGCAGUAUGAGGAUUACACACAGGAUUCAGUCCAGCAGUGGUAUCAACAAUAUGCCCAGGCAUACCAUACCAUCCAAACUAGAGUAGGGGAAUUAGAAAAUGGUGGCUCAGAGGAACCUGAUAGUGGAGUGUAUGGGGACUUCAGUAGCUACUUGCAAGUCAUGCCAUCGUAUUACGCUGCCACGCAGGGGUCCUUCCAUCCAGGCAUUUUGCCCCUGGCGCCUCAAAACCCACUGAAGAUGGCACCAAUAAGAAAUGAAAAGCGGGGCUCUUCGUACCUCAUCACCACUCCAGAAGAUGGCCCAGUGGAAUACGUUGGUCAGCAAACUCAGGGCUCGGGAGUACAUUAUGCAGAAUUGUAUCUUAAAAGAAAACGUGUUUAUUAAGAUCAGCAUCUUGCUUGGAGUCAAAGCCACAUUCAUGUCAUCCUUACCUUUCACUUUUAAUAUGUAUUGUAGAUAUUGGAGAACCAAUCUAUGUAGUUUCUCUGAGUAAAUUUGUGUGUGGGGAGCUACUAAUGGCAGAUACCCUCCAGACUAGUUUCUAUGCAUUGAGUGACAAUUAAGUUAUUUCUUAAGCUCUUAAAGAAAUGGCAGCUUUGCCCCCUUGAGAAUGUUUCUCGAAGCAAUAAAAUAAGAGUGAGAGGAAAUGUUCUUGCUGGGAAAGUUGCAGUGGUAGUCUUAAAGAAACAAUUGUGCUGGGUUUUUCCUCCUUCAAAGAUUUAGAAUCCUGGCUGCAAAGUUAAGUUCAUGUUUGAUCCUGAUAGCAAUAUUCCUUUAUUGGCUUUAAUGGGGCUUGCAUAUUGGAUUACAGCCCAGACAAUGGUUAGGUUGAGUAUAAUCAUUGCAGUACAGUCUAGUCAAAGUAGGCAGAUCUUUUCUGGAUUAAAAAAAUAAUAAAAUAGCAGUUGUAGCUGCUAAAGUGGAAGUACGCUAGGAAGAUAUCAACACACUUCAUUAAAAUAAAUGGUUGCUGGCAAUACCACGUGUGCAUGACAAAAUUUCCAUGAAGAGAAUUGAUACUAGCUGUGCAUUUAUAGUCUUAGGCUUCUAGGUCUAUUUCUUGUUAAUUGGUUUCUUUGGGGAAAAAUAAUGUGAAUUUCCAUUUAGUAUCCAGUGGAACUGAAUGCAUUGCUAUCUUACUGACUUGCAUUUAGUUUAAGGAUCUAUCUGCUCCACACCCUAUGUCUAUACUACAGUACUCUUGAUUAAUCACUGCCACCUUGGAAAUUCUUCAGUAUCUUUUCUUGCACUUUAUAUCCAUGGCAAUUAUUUGUGUUCACUGGAACCGGGUGGAAUGUGGUGUAUUCAUGCUUUUUGCUGGCUUUUAAUUUAUUUCUAACUAAGAUUCACAGAAAGCUACUUUCCUGUUGUUUGGAACAUGUUUGAAAUAACCAAUACAGCUGCCAUUUUCCAUAGUGACCCCAAUUUGUAGGUUUUUGUUUCUGAAGUAAGAUUUAAAAUGCAUGAGGCCCAGCAUUAGCAAUGGUAAAAUCUGCAGCGGGAGGUUAUGAAGAAAUGUACAUCAAUGAAGGCAGCAUAGCUUGUCUCCAGUGAAGAGAGAUCAAGGUAAGCCUGAUUGAAAUCCAGUCAGAUUUAAAGUUAGGUGCAGUUUACAAGUUUCUUGAUUAGGAGGCUGUUAUAUAAAACUAAUAUACAUUAUUCAGAAGUAACAGAACGUCAUAGCGAGAUUUUUCUUCUCUGUGUUUAGUAUUAUUCACAUUGAAUGUAUCUUUUCUGAGCAAUCAAUUUCUCUGUAAAUAAAUUGGCAAGCUACACUGAAGUAUAAA